AUGAGUGGAUUUAGUUUUAAAGGAUUAUUAGAAAAAAUGGGAGUUGAAUCAAACCCAAAAACACCAGGUGCUAAAAUAUUUAAAGUGGUUCAAUUAAUUACUAUACCUUUAUUUAUUGCAGUUUUAGCUUCUAAACCAUAUGUUGAAGAAAGAAUUCAAAAUAAAAAAUAUUUAAACGAAAGAAGAUUAGAAGCAUUAGAAACAAAAAAAGCCAAAGAAAGAGAUGAACAAUUUGCAAAAGAUCAUCCAGAAAUAACUCAAGAAAUGGAAAGAUAUCAAAAAUCUUUAUCCUCAUCAUCAUCAUCAAAUAACAACAAAAAAUAA
Dictyostelium discoideum AX4 is the source of this 324-nucleotide messenger RNA. RefSeq lists its product as hypothetical. Bases 1 to 324 code for a protein of 107 amino acids. Lineage: Eukaryota; Evosea; Eumycetozoa; Dictyosteliales; Dictyosteliaceae. The record is from RefSeq and is a predicted model, not a curated record. The transcript has 2 exons.